Molecule: messenger RNA, 2111 nt
Organism: Paramecium pentaurelia
Lineage: Eukaryota; Ciliophora; Oligohymenophorea; Peniculida; Parameciidae
Source: the annotation of a GenBank genome assembly
AUGGGCUAAUCAAAAAUAGGCCCAUCUCAUCCAGAUAAGUCUUUUUCAUCAAAUAAAUUUUAAUAUGAUAGAUAAUUCACUUUUCAUGAACCAGAUAAUUAUGAAUUGUUAAAUAAGGCUUUACUUUUUAGUAAUGAAAAUUUGAUGAUUCAUGAAUGUUUAUACAUAAAUGGGCAUUUUCUUUCAAAUUGUAAGUUUACUAUUAAUUCAUUUUAUAAUCUGAAAGAUAUCAAAAACCUUUUACAAAAAGAAAAUAAAAUAUUGACUUUUUAACAUGAAUUUGAGAGAAUUAGUAAAGAUUUUAGAUUUAAGUCAAAUAUUAUUACAUAAAACACUACAAUUUAAGAAGUGAAUAUAACUUAAUUAUAUAAGCAAACCAAUUCUUUUUAAAAUCAAAAUAUACAAAUGAUGGAUAGUUUUGGAACUAAUAAUUCAAUUAAUCAAAUAUCAAAUAGAGGAAGGUAGAAUCAAAGAUAAAAAAAAGCAGGUGAAUCAUCUUCUGAAGAUUUUACAGAUUUAGAUGAUAGAAGUAAAUCUCCUAGUCCUAUUUCCAAUAAAUCUUAAGAAAUUUUCAAGAAGAAUAAUGUUAUAUUGAAGAAAAACUUUCCUUCUGAUACUGAUAGUGGUUAGGAACAGAAACAAAUAAAUAAAGAAUAUAGUCGAAUAAUUAAAGAUAAAAAACCUUAAGCUUUGAAUGAAGCUUCUCUUUAAAAUCCAAAUUAUUAACUUGAUGAAGAUUAAGAAGAAUAAGAUUUAGUAUUUCAAGUUAAUUCAGAUCUAAUGAACCUAAAAAGUAGAAUAGAAUAGUAAAUUGGUCCAUCCUAUAAAAAUAUUCCUAAAUCAGAAAUAUUUACAUCAAAUUAUUAGAAACUUAUAGAAAAAUAAAACAAUUAAUAAGUAAUGCAGUUUUACUAUAUUAUUAGUAGAAACAAAAUAAUUAAACUCGUGUAAUGGAAUAUUAAGGUUUAGAAAAAUAAUAAUUUUAAUAAGACUAUUAAUCAUAGAAUAAAUAGAUUAAAUAAUAAUAAUAAUAAUAAUAAUAAUAAUAAUAAUAAUAAUAAUAAUAAUAAUAAUAAUAAUAAUAAUAAUAAUAAUAAUAAUAAUAAUAAUAAUAAUAAUAAUAAUAAUAAUAAUAAUAAUAAUAAUAAUAAUAAUAAUAAUAAUAAUAAUAAUAAUAAUAAUAAUAAUAAUAAUAAUAAUAAUAAUAAUAAUAAUAAUAAUAAUAAUAAUAAUAAUAAUAAUAAUAAUAAUAAUAAUAAUAAUAAUAAUAAUAAUAAUAAUAAUAAUAAUAAUAAUAAUAAUAAUAAUAAUAAUAAUAAUAAUAAUAAUAAUAAUAAUAAUAAUAAUAAUAAUAAUAAUAAUAAUAAUAAUAAUAAUAAUAAUAAUAAUAAUAAUAAUAAUAAUAAUAAUAAUAAUAAUAAUAAUAAUAAUAAUAAUAAUAAUAAUAAUAAUAAUAAUAAUAAUAAUAAUAAUAAUAAUAAUAAUAAUAAUAAUAAUAAUAAUAAUAAUAAUAAUAAUAAUAAUAAUAAUAAUAAUAAUAAUAAUAAUAAUAAUAAUAAUAAUAAUAAUAAUAAUAAUAAUAAUAAUAAUAAUAAUAAUAAUAAUAAUAAUAAUAAUAAUAAUAAUAAUAAUAAUAAUAAUAAUAAUAAUAAUAAUAAUAAUAAUAAUAAUAAUAAUAAUAAUAAUAAUAAUAAUAAUAAUAAUAAUAAUAAUAAUAAUAAUAAUAAUAAUCUAAUCUUUAUCUAUAAAAUAAGUAAUAUCAAUAAUUAAACUCUAAUUUCUCAGAGAAUAAAGAAAUACCUAAACCUGAUCAAUUAAAAGGAGUAACUAUAAAAGUCAAUUAAAAUAUGUAAUCUCCAAAAAAUAGUUUGGCAUAUAAACCAAUUGUAUAAAAAGAAUUUUAGAUUCACCUUGAUAGUUCAAAUGCUUCAAGUGUUUAUAAGCCUCCUUGGGAUGUAAAUUAAGUGAAAAAAUAGUUUCCAAAUGAAAGCAACUCCUCAGUUUGUUUUGACGAUAUAUAUUAACAGAAAAGAAAAUAACAGCAACAACAAUAGUUUACUCCAAAUAAUAUUAAGAUUGAUGUAAAAUAAUUUUAAUAAAAGAGGAAUUGA